Messenger RNA from Callorhinus ursinus (northern fur seal), 509 nucleotides. NCBI's taxonomy places the organism in Eukaryota, Metazoa, Chordata, Mammalia, Carnivora, Otariidae. The record is from RefSeq and is a predicted model, not a curated record.
GGGGCAGACCAGCCCGGGAGCCAGAUGAGCAGAGAGGUCUGUGUGCACUCCUGGCCUUGCUCCUACUACUUAGAACCAGAGAAGCGAUGGGUUCCUGGAAAGCAUUCGUUAACUUCUCACUCCCUGAGAUUUACAACUGAUAAAACCAGGGAGGCCCUGGUCAGCUUCCCCCUGUCUAGUGUGAUUGAGAUCAGGAAGGAGGCUUCUCACUUUGUCUUCAGUUCUAUCACCGUCCUGGAGAAGGACCACCUCAAGCACUGGUUCAGCUCCUUGCAGCCCAGUCGGAAUGCAGUCUUCAGCAUCAUCGAGCAUUUCUGGAGAGAGCUGCUGCUGUCUCCAUCUGAAGCACCGCUCCCUGUGACCAAGGGGAAGCAGCUGACUGGUCUGAUGGCCUGUUCCCAGAAGCGCCUGGAAGAGACAGCCCGAGUCCUCCACCAUCAGGGCGAGCAGCUGGACAGCAUCACCAAGGGGCUGGACAAGAUGGAAUCUGACCUGGACGUGGCUGACAG